Penaeus monodon (black tiger shrimp) is the source of this 2524-nucleotide messenger RNA. RefSeq lists its product as uncharacterized. The record is from RefSeq and is a predicted model, not a curated record. The transcript is spliced from 13 exons. NCBI's taxonomy places the organism in Eukaryota, Metazoa, Arthropoda, Malacostraca, Decapoda, Penaeidae. The coding region runs from base 1 to 1404 and encodes 467 amino acids.
AUGUCUAAUGUGAUAAUGUACGUCACUGCAGUUGGGAGAAAGUCAGACGCAUUACGCAAAUUGAGAAUAUUCGUAAGAGGUCUAUAUCGCCAGCUAUUGACACAGCCAGUUGAGGAAGGAAUUGUGAAAACAUGUUAUGACGGCGAAGUAGACCCUUGCACGCCCACGGCACUGGUCGCCUAUCAACCGGAAGGAGAGGGAGAUAAGUCAAUAUUGCAAUACGAAGUUGCAACCGCCGGGAACUGCACCACGGAGCCGAACUGUGCCGGUUUUUUCAUCAGGAUUCGAAAGUGUCAUGAAAAUGGAGGCAUCCCUUUCAAGCCACAGAUGAAAGGCCGUUUUUGUGCCUAUGAUACGGGCUGUUACGAGGUUGUCUGCGGGAACAUCACUUCCAACAACGUCACUUUGCUUGGGAUAUCAGACAUUAGAGUGAAAGUCAAAAAGCCUGUUUUCAGAAAUUCCAAACUGGUCGAAAUCUCAGUAACUUCAAAGGAUUCAAGAGUUACUGGUUUCAAAUUCGACAUCCGUGACAACGCGACAAGGGAGAGGCUAUCAGGCGACGAAAUCCAGGAUCCAACUACUUCGUUGGAGGUGAAGAUUGAUGGGAAUUUCACGAGCGGAAAAUGCUACAGGUUUACCUUCAACCCGAUAGUGAAUGCAACAGGCUGCAAGGUUCCAGUUGCAGAGUAUGCAGUUGCAUGUUACAACGCCACAGACACGACAGAGAUUGGGGUUAAGACUGAAACAAGGAGUUUAAGAUCCAGCACAGUGACGUUACUAACAGUCUGCUUACUAAUCUUCGCUGUCGUCUGCCUCGCCGUCAGUGUCGCCAUCUCUCGGAGGAAAAAAGCAGGAAUCGAGCAACGCGGCAAACCAGGAGGUAGAACUUUACGAGCGAACAGAGUGCUUGUUGUCCACGCCUCUGAUGACCUCAAGUUGCAAGAAAAAUGUACGGAGCUGUGCUUUGCAAUCAGUGCUCACCUGGGGGAUUCUAGAAAGGUCCAGGACAUUUACCUGACGAAGGACAGCUCACUCUUCCAUGACCCUCAAGCUUGGGUCACGAACAAGGUCAUCGCGACCAGAACAGACGAAGGAGAAGAACAAGGAAGAACGAUAAUUGUUCUUGUUCUUUCUCCUCUUUUGGUAAAACUACAGAGAGCUUUGGCCGAAGAAAAAGAGGAAUUGGAUUUCUUCGGUCGCCAACCUCACCCUCACGACCCGGCGCUGAAGACGUUUCUCCGCCAUCUCGCGACGCCAGCGCUCAAGAUGGAUCAUCAGCGCCUCCUUCUUGUUAGGUUCAGUGCCCUCCACGAGCACUGGUCAGGUGACCUCCAUGACCUCGUACCUGGGAAGAGAUUCGUCCUGCCACACCACGAAAAUCAACUCCUGGAAGCGAUAGAGUAAAAGAUAGAUAGAUUGUUCGCCUCACAAUCAGUCAGUCAGUCGAGUGAAGCGUAAGAGGGUUCGCCUCACAAUCAGUCAGUCAGUCAAGCGAAUCCUGACAUUAGCGUUCGUCCCACCCUCCUAGCCACGCGCAGUGUUCUUGAGAAAGAUUCUUCCUCUGUAAUCAGAUGUCUGUGAGGCGCAGGUGAGUUUUCGAGCGCCUAAAUGAAAGGGGUCUUUGCCGUCGACCACUCGAAGGUAUACGCAAUUAGGGUGUUGUGUUGUAGUAAGCAAGGCAGUUCCCAUCCCCCGAACUACUGGCGUAGGAGCGACUGCCUCCAGGCGUAUGGAUUUAGGUGUUGUCUUCCAGGUUACAGUAGCGGCAGUCAUUCAUUUGCGGCUCAUCAACUUAAUUAAACCAACAUAUGUCUUAAAUUUGGUAUAUUCAGUAAAAUUACAACAAAGCAUGAAGGCCUCGUGGCAGGUUCGUCCGGCCGUGGCGAAGGAGGGUGAGUUCGCUGGACAUAUUCGAGAUGUAGGUCACCCGGAGUAAAAAAAAAAAAAAAAAAAAUACUGUGUGGAUGAAAUGGAAGAAGCGCAAGACAGAUUAAUAGAAAAGACGAGAGAACGUUUCCGAAAUCCUCCUGCACACCAUCUUCAGGUUUUAGAAAUGGCGAAACUAGUUUAUUUAAAAAGAUAAAGAGUGCAUGGAGUAUAGGCCACUUUUAACGAACGUAAGUACCAAGUUCAUACUGUUGAAACCAUGCAACAUUGUCAAUGUAUUGUGGCCCUUACCCAGUUUUGUUUAUAUUGCGAAUUAAUGGUGGAAUUUUGUGUAAUUUGCAUGUUUUAUAUUGCAAUUCAAAGAUCGUGGAUUUGAGUAUAAUUCUGCCGGUAAAGGCAGGUUUUUGUAGGAUUCUCUGUGAUGGCUGCAUUUUGGAAUAAGGAUCUGCUGUGUUAAUUGUAUAUAUGAAUAUAGGCAUAUUUGUACAGUUUAUUAUUUUGGAUUUUACAUUUUAUGAUUUAGUUCUCGUAAUGAAAUAAAUUACAUGAGGAACAGAAUAUUUAGAUAUCUACUGUCAUGCAUAACUAGUUCUGUUAUUAGUAUUGUUACUGUUAUUAUUAUCAUCACUAUUAUCAU